Acanthisitta chloris (rifleman) is the source of this 485-nucleotide messenger RNA. RefSeq names its product protein shisa-1-like. The transcript has a single exon. NCBI's taxonomy places the organism in Eukaryota, Metazoa, Chordata, Aves, Passeriformes, Acanthisittidae. The annotation marks the transcript as partial. The record is from RefSeq and is a predicted model, not a curated record.
UGCCCGUGUACCUGCCCUUCCUUCUCGUUGGCUCUGUGUUCGUGGCAUUUAUUGUUGGUGGUGCCUGCGUUGGAAUUUGCUGCUGCAAAUGCUUAAAAUCCCAGGCUGAGGAGCAGCAGAAUGGACUUGCACCUGGCCAGACUUGGCUACUAGAACCUGAUCUUCCUUCUCACCUCUCCAGCUCCAGCCCUGCCACCAGGAGCUCCCUGAACAGUGGUCCUCAGAGCAGCAACAUCUGCAUGACUCUGGCUCCAUCCCUUCCUCUCCUUGGGCUGGCUGAAGACAAUCAGUUCUCAAGCCUUGCCCCCACCAGUGGACAGCUCUUGCACCCCUCACGCACUCCCCACCGGAUCCCGACAGAUCACACCAUUGUGAUGGCUCCAGCACCUUUCCUUAAAAGAACAAUUUAUGGACACAGUGCCAACACACCCCAUCUUGGGGUGGCACAGGGUGACCCAAUGAUGUUCUCAGGAGUUCAUAUCUGA